Messenger RNA from Monoraphidium neglectum, 2733 nucleotides. RefSeq lists its product as hypothetical. Gene Ontology annotation, biological process: microtubule cytoskeleton organization; protein polyglutamylation. Gene Ontology annotation, molecular function: tubulin binding; tubulin-glutamic acid ligase activity. The transcript is spliced from 5 exons. The record is from RefSeq and is a predicted model, not a curated record. Bases 1 to 2733 code for a protein of 910 amino acids. Gene Ontology annotation, cellular component: cilium. Lineage: Eukaryota; Viridiplantae; Chlorophyta; Chlorophyceae; Sphaeropleales; Selenastraceae.
AUGAGCGGCUCUAUAGCACGGCGCGUGCUGGUGGUGGGGGUGGGGGUGCUGGUCCUGGCGGCAGCCUUGCACAUCGCGGCCGCCCUGCGCCUGGCAACCGCCCUGCAGCCUGCCGGCGGGGCCGGCGUGGCCACCAGCUCUUCACGCAUGUCGCCAGCACCCAUGCUGAGGCACCGCCGGCCGCCGAAGAAGCGGCGGCAGGCGCGGCUGGAGGCGCCCGAGCAGCAGGGCGCGGCCGCCGUUGGGAAGGGGCAGGCACAGCCAGUCGUGCAACCCCUAGCGCCGCUCGCAGCCGGGGGGCCCGUGCGCUUCUUCAUCGACGAGGGAUACUUCCUAGAGGGAGAGACCGAGAUCCUGCGCGCCCACAUCGCCGCGUCUGGCGGCCGCCUGACGAUCUCUGGCGAGUCGACGGGCGCCUUCCUGUCGGUCAAGGGUUACUACGCCCCCGACAAGUGGGACGUGUACAUUACGAUGCGCUCGGCGUGCCUUAUGGCUUUUCAGCACAUGCGCCCGGGCCAGCGCGCCAACUGCAUCCCAGGCGUGCGCGCCAUCACGUUCAAGAAGGAGUUUGUGCAGUCGUGGCAGGAGGCUUACGGUGAGCUGGCGUUUGACUACAUUCCGCAGUCUUACCAGCUGCCAGAGCAGUACUGGGUUUGGCGCAGCCACAUGCUGCAGGCCCGGUCGCCGGCCAGCACCAAGUGGGUGUUAAAGGCCAACAUCCACCGCGGCAAGGGCGUCAGCGUGGUGCCACAGCCCCAGGCCGUCGCGCAGGCGCUGGCGCCGGGGGAGGGGGGCGAGGACUAUCGCCAUAUCCUGGUGCAGCGAUACCUGCAACCCCAGAUGGUCGUCGAGGGCCGCAGCAGCUACAUCCGCGUGUGGCUGCUGGUCACCAGCGUCACCCCGUUGCGCGCUUACCUGUUCAAGGGCGGUUUCGCCGUCUUCGGCAAGCAGCGCGCCGUCUCCAACGCCACUGCGGCCCCCGCCCGCGCCCACGCUCUGGGCAGCGACCCGCAAACCCCGGACGCCGGCGGGGGCGGCAGCGGCAGCGGCAGCGGCGGCGGCGGCGGCGGCAACGGUACCGGGGACGAUUUGAUUGUGAAUCUGUGGAUGCAGGACCGGGGAAAGUCAGCGAUCUGGAGCCUCGCGAAGCUGGAGGCGCAUUUCAAAGCCAACCCUGAGGAGGUGGAGCCGCUGCCAGCAGGGGCGGCGGCCAAAGCGGCUGCGGGCAGGGGCCUGAUGAGGAGCAGCAGCGGCGGCGGCGGCGGCGGCAUCAAUGGGGCGAGGCGGGGCGCCGGGGGCAGCCGUCGCACGUUUGCGGACGCAUGGCAGGACAUACGGGCCUCCGCGGCGCUCGUCCUGGCCGCCGGCCUGCCGUCAAUGCGCGCCGCCGCCCUCAACGUCUCGGCGCCCCCGAACAGCGCGUUUGAGUACUUUGGGCUCGAUUUCGUGCUGGACCCCUCCCUGAGGCCGCGCAUGCUGGAGGUGAAUGCGGUGCCCUCCAUGGCGCGCCGCCAGCGCAGCGGCUGCGCGGGGCGAAAGGAGACGGUGGACUGCCUGCUCUCCACUCAAGGGGGCGGCAGCACCGGCGGCGGCGGCGGCAGCAACAGCACCAGCAGCAGCAGCAGCAGCAGCAGCAGCAGCAGUGGUGCAGGAGCGCCUGGCGGCGAGGGCGGCAGCGGCGGCGGCGGCGGUCUGGUGGAUGGGUUUGACGAGCAAAAGGAGGUUUUUGUUCGCGACAUGCUGAGGCUGCUGGGGCUGCCGGUGGACCCGCUGCGGCAGGCGGAGGGGCGGCAGCAGAAGAUGGGGGAGGCCGGCAAAGGGCAGCAGCAAGAGGGCUCCGGCAGCGGCGCCGCGGCGGCGCUGCGUGCGGCGGCGACUGCGUUUGGGUACGUCGCCCCAGGUAGCGCCGGCACUGGUGGCGGCAGCAGCAGUGACGAGGCAGCAGCAGCAGCACGGCGCGGCAGCGGAGGGGCAGCGACGGCCGCGGCACGGCGGCGGCUGCGACGGGCGAGGCGGACUGCGCUCGCUGCAAACCUUGGCGGCGCCGAUGCGACCGGGGAGCACUCCAACGCCGCCGUCCGGGCGCUGCGUCCGCUUAUGUGCAGCGACGGCGCCGACGGCGGCGACGACGCGGACGCGCGUGGCGCGGCGCGCGACGCGUUCUCGUGCGUGCGCUGCCUGCUGCCCGCCGACCUGGUGGCGCUCGCGGAUGCAGAGGAGGAGCUGCAGAAUCUGGGCCGCUUCGAGCCGGCGCACGACCUGAUACUCGCCGGGGCGCUGAACGCGCGGGCGUCCGCCGGCGGCGGCGGCCGACCGGCCCGCAGCAGCUCGGCCCGGCGCCGUCUGGCAGGGGGCGCGGCGGCAGACGCGAUAGGGCAGCAGGCAAAGGCGCCGUUUCUUGUCGAUGAUGUCAGCGUAUGGAAGAAGCUGCACCGCACUUGGGAGACGCUGACUCAGCAGGGCGCGGGGCUUCGCGACAUGGCAGCAAUGCGUUUUUUCACGACUGACGCGCAACUGCCGCCGGCCAAGCCGCUGCCGCUGCGAAGGAUUGAUUACAUCUUGUCCGCAUGGCUGCGGUUGUGGCGGGAUGCAGCGCUGGGCGGUGGCGGCCUGCGCGCGGCUUGCGGCGGCUCCAGCGGCAGCGCAGCGGCGUCCACUGGCAGCGGCAAGCCAGGCGUGGAUCCCUGCCUGUUGGCGCGCCUCACCCGGCUAGUCUCACACUGUUACCUGUAA